AUGGGGCCCCCGGGCAAUAGGGGAUCAUGGGGCCCCUGUGUCCUUGCCCACACUCAAAAAAGCCUAUACAAAAGGUACCAGGGGCAUUUCAUGGGGCCCCCUACUGACCCCGGGCCCUCGGACAGUGCCCGAGUGCUCAAAUGGUCAGUCCGCCCCUGGGUGGUACAGUGUCAGAUUAGGGCACCAUAGUGGCAGGGGCGGACUGACAACUCAUGGGGCCCCCGGGCAAUAGGGGAUCAUGGGGCCCCUGUGUCCUCGCCCAUACCCAAAAAAGCUUAUGAAAAAGCCAAUAAAAGGUACCAGGGGCAUCUCAUGGGGCCCCCUACUGACCUUGGGCCCUCGGGCAGCGCCAAAUGGUCAGUCCGCCCUUGC
Molecule: messenger RNA, 372 nt
Organism: Staurois parvus
Lineage: Eukaryota; Metazoa; Chordata; Amphibia; Anura; Ranidae
Source: the annotation of a GenBank genome assembly